GCGGUGUGUGGCGGCCAGCCACUGCCGCAUGCCGCAUCAGCCGCAGUGUCCCGCUUAGCCCUGUAAACGGGGAGCGAAAAGUUUGCGGUCGAUGCAGCGAGCGAGCGAGCGAUUGGGAUUUCCUUUCUUUCUGAUGAACGAGAGGGGAGAUUGCAGAUAGGAAUUCUCGGUUGAUUUUGUGCUUCCGCGGCAGAAUUCUGUUGCGCACGCGGGAUCCAGAGGAGGGGACGAACGAGCCUCUGGUUCGUUAAUGUCCACAGUGCUCUGAAUGAAUGGAUGGAAUCAACCAGCGGCCAGCCUCCAUGGCGGCUAGCAGAUCUUGCUCGGCAGUGCCCGGCAUAAGACGCGAUUCAUCGACGGCGGCAAGGAGAAAUUUGUAAGCUUGCUGACGACGCGAGCGCGAGCGGGAUGUCGUACGAGGCGUCCAUCGGCGGGGGCGGCGGCGGCGGCGGGGAGCGGCGGCGGUCCGCCUUCCACAUCGGGUACGGCGGCGUGGUGGGCGCGUCCCGGCGGCGGCUGGCGCAGCCGGAGCUGCUGGCGCGGGACGUGAUCACGCAUGGCUCGGCGCAGCUCCGCACGCUGGGCCGGUCGAUCCGCACGGGCGCGGCCAUGGCGGCCGUGUUCCAGGAGGACCUCAAGAACACGUCGCAAAAGAUCUUCGACCCGCAGGACCGCAUCCUGGUGCGCCUCAACCGCAGCUUCCUCAUCUCCUGCAUCAUCUCCAUCGCCAUCGACCCCAUGUUCUUCUACGGGCCCCGGGUGAGGGAGGAGCAGCUCCCCGGGGAGCAGAACACCAACCUGUGCAUCGGCAUCGACCACGGCCUCGCCAUCUCCACCGCCGUGGUCCGCACCCUGUUCGACAUCUACUUCCUGGCGCGCAUCGCGCUGCAGUUCCGCACCGCCUUCAUCGCGCCCUCCUCCAGGGUCUUCGGCCGCGGCGAGCUGGUGAUCGACACCGUGGAGAUCGCCAAGCGCUACUGCCGCCGCUUCUUCAUCGCCGACGUCUUCUCCGUGCUCCCGCUGCCGCAGAUGGUCAUCUGGAAGUUCCUCUACCGGGAGGACAAGACGGCGGUGCUGGAGACCAAGGACAGGCUGCUGUCCAUCAUCAUCGCGCAGUACGUGCCGCGGCUGGUCCGGAUAUACCCGCUGUCCACGGAGCUCAAGCGCACCAGCGGCGUCUUCGCCGAGACGGCCCUCGCCGGCGCCGCCUACUACCUCCUCUGGUACAUGCUGGCCAGCCACAUCGUGGGCGCCUUCUGGUACCUGCUGUCGAUCGAGCGGGUGACCGACUGCUGGCGCUUCUCGUGCAACGAGUUCCCGGGGUGCAACCAGAUCUACAUGUACUGCGGCAAGACGGAGAGCAACGAGGAGUACACGGAGUGGACCACCGUGAUCCGGCAGGUCAUCACCGAGAACUGCCAGCCCACCGACGACGGCGAGAUGCCCUUCGACUACGGCAUGUACUCGUCGGCCGUCACCUCGGACGUGACCACCUCCAAAGACAUGACCACCAAGCUCCUCUUCUGCCUCUGGUGGGGCCUCGCCAACUUGAGUACGCUAGGCCAAGGGCUCAAGACAACCAUCUACACCGGGGAGUCGCUCUUCGCCAUUACGCUCGCCACCUUCGGCCUCAUCCUAAUGGCCAUGCUCAUCGGAAACAUUCAGACGUAUCUGCAAUCGCUGACCGUGCGGCUGGAGGAGAUGCGGGUGAAGCGGCGGGACUCGGAGCAGUGGAUGCACCACCGCCUGCUGCCGAUGGAGCUGCGCGACCGCGUCCGGCGCUACGACCAGUACAAGUGGAUCAACACCCGCGGGGUGGACGAGGAGGCCCUGGUCCAGAACCUCCCCAAGGACCUCCGCCGCGACAUCAAGCGCCACCUCUGCCUGGGCCUCGUGCGGAGGGUGCCGCUGUUCGCCAACAUGGACGAGCGCCUCCUGGACGCCAUCUGCGAGCGCCUCAAGCCGGCGCUCUACACGGAGCGGACGUACAUCAUCCGGGAGGGGGACCCCGUGGACCAGAUGCUCUUCAUCAUCCGCGGCAGCCUGGAGAGCAUCACCACGGACGGCGGCCGGAGUGGCUUCUUCAACCGCAGCAUGCUCCAGGAGAGCGACUUCUGCGGCGAGGAGCUGCUCACCUGGGCGCUGGACCCCAAGUCCGGGGUCAGCCUGCCCUCCUCCACGCGCACCGUCAUGGCGCUCUCCGAGGUCGAGUCCUUCGCGCUGCACGCCGAGGAGCUCAAGUUCGUGGCGGGGCAGUUCCGGCGCAUGCACAGCAAGCAGGUGCAGCACACCUUCCGCUUCUACUCGCAGCAGUGGCGCACCUGGGCCGCCACCUACGUCCAGGCCGCGUGGCGGCGGCACCUCAAGCGGAAGGCCGCCGAGCUGCGGCGCAAGGAGGAGGAGGAGGAAGGCCGGUCGUCGAGCUUCAAGACCACCAUACUGGUGUCACGGUUCGCGGCCAACGCGCUGCGCGGCGUGCACCGGCAGCGGUCGACCAAGCGGGAUCAAGGGGAUAUCAUGAUCCAUGUCCCCGUGCCCAAGCCGCGUGAGCCGGACUUCGGCGCUGAUGAUUGACUCGCCUCCGGUUGCAUAUACUAUCGAGAUGAAGCUAUGUGACUUUGACAGUUUGACUAUUCUCUACUCAAGAAAUAGCACAGUGUUCCUCGUAUUUGAUUGUCUUUGGUUGUUUGCACUAACAUAAUCAUGCAUUACUUGCGAGAACACGAGAUUCAACAAUAGGAGAUAGAACCAGACUAGUAUCUUUGAUAAGUGUUGCACGUAAAGCACGAAGCAAUUC
Molecule: messenger RNA, 2797 nt
Organism: Triticum dicoccoides
Lineage: Eukaryota; Viridiplantae; Streptophyta; Magnoliopsida; Poales; Poaceae
Product: putative cyclic nucleotide-gated ion channel 9
Exons: 5
Coding region: 409-2574 (721 amino acids)
Biological process (GO): transmembrane transport; potassium ion transport
Cellular component (GO): membrane
Molecular function (GO): voltage-gated potassium channel activity
Source: RefSeq, a predicted model, not a curated record